Messenger RNA from Solea senegalensis (Senegalese sole), 1020 nucleotides. RefSeq names its product regulator of G-protein signaling 21. The record is from RefSeq and is a predicted model, not a curated record. NCBI's taxonomy places the organism in Eukaryota, Metazoa, Chordata, Actinopteri, Pleuronectiformes, Soleidae. The transcript is spliced from 5 exons. The coding region runs from base 106 to 687 and encodes 193 amino acids.
AAAAGUGAACACAGGAGGCAACGGCGCCUGUUCACCGACACGUCCAGCAACUGUGACUCCUCACAGGAUUUCGUUUUAAACAAACGCUUAACAAACGAUGUUAAAAUGCCGAAACUUUUGUUUUCAAAGAUUCGGUUUUAUGAGAUCAGGGAUCUGAUGCAAAAUGUGAAGCGGCCCAGAAGGAUUGAUAUUGUUCUUAAUUAUAAGAGGCGUAAGACAGACAUCCAGGGCCUAAAGGUGCAAAAAAUAAACGAUGGGCUAUAUCCUUCAGAACCCGGUUGGCAGACCGACCAUGAACUCGACCCAACUCUGGAAAAACUGUUACAGGAUAAAAAGUAUUUAGCAGCAUUCCACACGUUUCUGCAGUCCGAGUUCAGCGAGGAAAACAUUGAGUUCUGGCUCGCGUGUGAAGACUUCAGAUCGACCGACUCGCCGGACAAACUUCACUGGAAAGCAGAGGAGAUCUACACCGAGUUCAUCCGUCCCAUGGCGUGCAGAGAGAUCAAUGUCGACCACCACAUUAGGGAGAACAUCAAGAAAUCUUUGCGGAAACCGAGCCACUCUUGCUUCGACGAGGCCCAGAAACAUGUUUACCUGCUGAUGGAAAGAGACUCUCGCCCCAGAUUCCUGCUCUCAGACGCGUACCGUAGUCUGAAGCUCAAAUCCGGGUCUAUGUGGUACAUUUAGCCGCUGUUCCAUCAAAGUCGCCGAGUCCAUGUUGCAUUUCAAUUUGCACAGAGUAGUGUCCUUUAAGUUUGGAAGCAAACUGGAGCCAUGUUUCAAAAUGAUGAAGAAAAGUAAAUGUAAGUGGGAAAACGUGCUUGUAUGUAGGGGAGAAAUAACGAUUGCAUGCACAGUAUGUGAGUGUUUUGGACGACUCUGCGGAGUUCAUUGUUGUUUAAAAUGCGUUAAGUGAAAGUGUCAGCUUGUGAGAACAGUGUGAUAAAUGAUACGGGACCGAUACGUGCUUUCUGAUGUGCAGAAUAAAACCUCAGAGCUCCAUAAAUGGGCAUUAAUGGA